Messenger RNA from Cinclus cinclus, 1994 nucleotides. It is a transcript of the gene SEC62, whose product is annotated as SEC62 homolog, preprotein translocation factor. The transcript is spliced from 8 exons. Gene Ontology annotation, cellular component: endoplasmic reticulum; endoplasmic reticulum membrane. The coding region runs from base 17 to 1219 and encodes 400 amino acids. Gene Ontology annotation, biological process: post-translational protein targeting to membrane, translocation. Lineage: Eukaryota; Metazoa; Chordata; Aves; Passeriformes; Cinclidae. The record is from RefSeq and is a predicted model, not a curated record.
AGCGGACGGCGACAACAUGGCGGAGCGGCGGCGGCACAGGAAGCGCGUCCAGGAAGUUGGUGAGCCAUUCAAGGAGGAGAAGGCUGUUGCCAAAUACUUGCGCUUCAACUGUCCAACAAAAUCCACCAACAUGAUGGGCCACCGAGUUGAUUAUUUUAUUGCUUCAAAAGCUGUGGAUUGCCUCCUGGAUUCUAAAUGGGCAAAGGCAAAGAAAGGAGAGGAGGCUCUCUUUACAACCCGAGAGUCUGUAGUUGAUUACUGCAACAGACUCCUGAAAAAGCAGUUCUUUCAUCGAGCAUUGAAAGUGAUGAAAAUGAAACCUGACAAAGAUACAAAGAAAGAAAAGGAAAAAGGAAAGGCUGAGAGUGGGAAAGAAGAGGAGAAAAAGAGCAAGAAGGAAAGUGGCAAAGAUGAAAAAACUAAGAAAGAGAAAGAAAAGGAAAAGAAAAAGGAUGGUGAAAAAGAUGAGUGUAAGAAGGAUGACACCCCAGGAACACCCAAGAAAAAGGAAACUAAGAGGAAAUUUAAACUUGAGCCACAUGAAGACCAAGUUUUCUUGGAUGGAAAUGAGGUCUAUGUAUGGAUCUAUGACCCCGUUCACUUUAAAACUUUUGCCAUGGGACUUGUACUUGUGAUUGCCGUUAUAGCCGCCACCCUGUUCCCGCUCUGGCCAGCCGAGAUGCGCGUCGGUGUUUAUUACCUCAGCGUGGGCGCCGGCUGCUUUGUCGCCAGUAUUCUGCUCCUUGCAGUCGCUCGCUGCAUCCUUUUCCUUAUUAUCUGGCUCAUCACUGGAGGAAGGCAUCACUUCUGGUUCCUGCCAAACCUUACAGCAGAUGUGGGAUUCAUUGACUCCUUCAGGCCCCUGUACACACAUGAAUACAAAGGACCAAAAGCAGACUUAAAGAAAGAGGAAAAAGCAGAAUCCAAAAAGCAGCAAAAAUAUGACAGCGAGGAGAAAUCAGAUAGUGAGAAGAAGGAAGAGGAGGAUGGAAAAACAGAAGCCACAAGGAACUCGGGAACAGACGGCUCAGGAGGAGAGCGACAUUCAGACACUGACAGUGACAGGCGUGAAGAUGACAGGUCCCAGCACAGUAGUGGCAAUGGAAACGACUUUGAAAUGAUCACAAAAGAGGAACUGGAACAGCAAACAGAUGAAGGGGAUUGUGAGGAGGAAGAGGAGGAAGAUACCGAAAGUGGGCCUUCACAUGGAAAAUCAUAACUCACUGUGGUUUGGGACUAAGUAUGUGCAAAUGGUUGGAUUUUCUUUGUUGGCUGAUCACCAAAACAUAGACCAUACAGUAGCAUCUUUGUUUGCUGAAAUAUCUGUGUUACCAAACAGUUUUAUAUCUAGUUCCUUCAUUUUUUUUAACCAUUAACUUGAUUACUUGGUACUGUGUUAAUCAUUAAUAUCCAUUUACGGAAGUUUUAUCAAUUUGACAAGUUUUUUAUUGAUUGAUAGAUUGCCCAGAUUGUCCUCAAACAUACCGAAAGACAUCAUUUUCUGGUACUUGCAUAACUGGUCAAUUAGUUUAGCUUCUCAAACUUGCUUCUGUAAACCAGGUAAAAGUUGAAUGACCAAAUCUCAGAUUAUUCCUAGUUAUCCUCAUCUGAUAGUUAGGUAAAGCCCUUCUUAGCCCACAGCCUUCUUGAUACUUUUCUUGAUUUUGUUUCCAAAAGAUUGUAAGAACUUUCCUGAGAAAACUAGUUUUAGCAGAAGUAUUUUGCUGACAGUAGGGGAGCUGGUAGUACUGAAUUUGGCUGCAGUGUUCUCUGUUUCUUCAGCCUGUGUGCCAGCAACUGAGGAAAUCCAAAUGGUUUUGUGCAUCCAGUGCAGAGAGAGAUGUCAUCUCCAGCAGGUGAAGGAAGCAGCAUGGUUUGGAAAUGAUGGCUGUUUUCUUUCUCCUGCUCCAUCAUAAUUUAAAAAAAAAAUGUAUUCUGUACAUAAUUUACAAAUAAAGCAAACCAUUUACGUUAACUGCUACUUAUUAUUUAGA